This is a messenger RNA of Cryptomeria japonica (Japanese cedar), 2122 nucleotides long. RefSeq names its product SWR1-complex protein 4. NCBI's taxonomy places the organism in Eukaryota, Viridiplantae, Streptophyta, Pinopsida, Cupressales, Cupressaceae. Gene Ontology annotation, cellular component: NuA4 histone acetyltransferase complex; Swr1 complex. Gene Ontology annotation, biological process: DNA repair; negative regulation of transcription by RNA polymerase II; chromatin remodeling. The transcript is spliced from 17 exons. Gene Ontology annotation, molecular function: transcription corepressor activity. Bases 278 to 1666 code for a protein of 462 amino acids. The record is from RefSeq and is a predicted model, not a curated record.
AGGAAGUAAGUAGCCAGUCCAUAAAAUAAGGUAAAACUAAGGCACUUUACCCUUACAAUUUCAUUUUACAGUUCGAAAUUUAAGUCUCUCUGCGCCAUUACACGAGACCCCUAGAAUUUGACACACUAAGUCUGAAUUUGAAAAAAAAAUACAGAAGAAACCUGGUCCAUGAAGGUGAGGAAAAUAAAAAGCACAAAAACAAAGCGAACGAGUUAAUUAAUUCAUAAAACCAGAGGUUAUAAUUGCAGAUGAAGGAGGUGUGAAGAAGAGAGAAGCAAUGGCGGAUGCGAAGGAGAUAUUAGGGCUUCCAAAGGGGGUAGUUCAUAGUGUUGACAAGCGUCCUAAACCCGUAAAGGAAACUCCUAAAAAGCCCGAUGGCGUCUCUCGAGAGGUGUACGCGCUCACUGGCGGUUUGCCUCUUGUCAUGCCCGCUUUGGACAUCUCUAAUUUGAAAAAACGCCCUCCCUUAGAUUCUGACAAGAUCUCUUGGCAGUGGCUUCCUUUUACAUCAUCUGCUCGUAUAGAUAAUUUGGAGCUUUACCAUUGGGUUAAAGUUGUAAAUGGAGUUCGUCCAACAGGAGACUAUGCAUUUGCAAAGUAUAACAAAACUGUUGAUGUUGUGCAGUACACAGAUGAAGAAUAUGCAAAGUACUUAACUGAUCCUAAUUGGACUCGGCAUGAGACAGACCAGCUCUUUGAUUUGUGCCGACAAUUUGACCUUCGAUUUAUUAUAAUUGCUGAUCGAUUUACUCCAUCACGAAGUGUGGAGGAGCUCAAGAACCGGUACUAUUCAGCUGCUAGAGCAAUACUUUUGGCCAAAGCUCCAUCUCCUGAGGAGGUUUCUGACCACCCUCUUGUUAAGGAUCAUUAUAACAUAAUACAUGAAGUUGAACGUAAACGGGCGCUAGCAACCAUGCUCUCUCAGUCACGGCAGCAAGAGCGUGAGGAUGCUGAGCUCUUAGCUGAGGCAAAACGCAUUACUGAAUCACGACAGAAUGCAAAGAAUGUAGAAGAAACAGAAUUGCCUACAACUGCACCAGCUGCUGCUCCUACAAAUGUGGAAGUUGAAAAAAGUCCAGCUCCAGCUGGUUCGACAUCUCCAUCACCCAUUCCUCAGCCACAAGUUCCUGUUUCUGUGCCUCAAACACCGAGUACAGCUGGAAUCUCCUCCGUACCAUCUAGUCCUAAGCUUCGUGCCGUUUUGAGAACAACCAUUCUGGGACAAUUGAUGCAAGCAUCAACCUCGUCGUCUGGUGCAAGAAUGGGCAAGCGCAUUGAUCAGACACUUCAAGAUCUUGGGGUUAAUGUGAAACCAAAGGUCCCAACCAAACUAGUUUGUACGGAACACUUGGAGCUGCGAAAGGAUAUUCUUGCAUUCCUCAGCCUUCAAAAACAGGUGCAAUGGAAAGAGUCAGAACUUUCAAUGUUACGAGAAAAUCCUUAUGCGGAUUUCCCUCCUACUCCUAGUACACCCAAGCGUUCUCAUCGUGGAGAUCAUGAACGAGCUUCCAUGCGGGCACUUGGUGGAUCAGAUAUUGAUAGUUUCACAGGUGAAAGGAUUGGCAAGCGAGAUCAUAAACGCAAGGCUCCUGCAAGGUUCUUGGAUGUCCCACCAUCACCACCUCAGGGUAAAAGGGCUCGCAAGUUGAAGGCUCCUGAUAGCUGAUUUGAAGUUACUCUGAAGUUCUUAGCUCUGUGCAUAUCCAUUAUUUGAGGACUGAUGUUAAUAACCAGGUGCCACUUGUGACUGACAGAUGCUGGUAAGUGCAAUUUUUCACCCAUGACAGAGGAGAAAACUGUACAAUUGAAUCAUGACUAGUCUGAUAUCUGUUGGAUCUCUGUGGUCAAUGCUAGAGCUGUUAUGGAAUGAAAUAUGACCAAAAAAUUCCAGAUAACAUUAAACGUUAUAAACACUACUCAUGUUAACACUACAAGAUAUGAUUCUUAGCACUAAAAAUUGUUUGCACCUUAUGGAUUUACUCCUGUAUUAUACCUGAAGAAUUAACAAUUUUUUUUGCCCUAUUUGUUGUAUUUACCAUUGUUUUUCUGAGAUUCGACCAAUGUCUUUCCUGUUGACUCUACGUUUUCCUAUGUAUGAUAAGACUAUUGCUUUGUGCUUUGA